CAGGAGCGUCAGGAGCGUCAGGAGUUGUCAGCGGAACAGCGGCAGCCAGCAUCACCGGAGACGAAUGGAGUAACUAAUCACAAAGAUAUUAUUCCAGACAGCGUCUCUGUUGUUAUUUAGAAACAUUGUUUACACCGUUUAAACAACGACACGAUGGCAGACGACCAGUCCUCUCAAUCCUGGUCAAUCGACAGGGAUGACUACGAACUCAAUGAGGUGAUAGGGAGCGGAGCCACUGCAGUUGUCCAGGCAGCAUACUGCAAGCCGAGGAAGGAGAAGGUGGCUAUCAAACGCAUCAACCUGGAAAAGUGUCAAACUAGCAUGGAUGAGCUCCUGAAAGAGAUCCAGGCUAUGAGCCAGUGCCACCACCCGAACAUUGUGUCUUAUUAUACCUCCUUUGUGGUGAAGGAUGAACUGUGGCUGGUGAUGAAGCUGCUCAGUGGUGGCUCAGUGUUGGACAUCAUCAAACAUAUCAUCUCUCGUGGCGAGCACAAGACCGGAGUGUUGGAUGAGGCCAGCAUCGCCUCCAUCCUGAGAGAAGUCUUGGAGGGGCUCGAGUACCUUCACAAAAAUGGGCAGAUUCAUCGGGAUCUAAAAGCUGGAAAUAUUCUUCUUGGGGAAGAUGGAUCCGUGCAAAUUGCUGACUUUGGUGUGAGUGCCUUUCUAGCAGCAGGAGGAGACAUGACUAGGAACAAGGUUCGGAAGACAUUUGUGGGGACGCCGUGCUGGAUGGCCCCUGAGGUCAUGGAGCAGGUCCGGGGCUAUGACUUCAAAGCCGACAUCUGGAGUUUUGGGAUAACAGCCAUUGAACUGGCCACUGGGGCUGCACCAUAUCACAAAUACCCACCGAUGAAGGUGCUGAUGCUGACUUUGCAGAAUGACCCUCCUUGUCUGGAGACAGGCAUCACAGACAAGGAAAUGGUGAAGAAGUAUGGCAAGUCCUUCAGGAAGAUGCUCUCCCUGUGUUUACAGAAAGAUCCAGAAAAAAGGCCAACUGCAGCUGAGUUGCUGAAGCAUAAAUUCUUCACAAAAGCCAAAAACAACGAGUAUUUGCAGGAGAAGCUCCUAUAUAAAGGUCCCACAAUCACUGAGCGGUCAAAAAAGGUGCGUCGUGUGCCUGGCUCGAGCGGCCGUCUCCACAAGACGGAGGAUGGUGGUUGGGAGUGGAGUGACGACGAGCUGGAUGAGGAGAGUGAGGAAGGAAAAGCUGCUGUGGCAGCUCUGCGGUCACCCAGAGUGAAGGACGGGUCCCAGAAUUUGGAGCUCUUUCCACCAGCCGAUGGCUCCACAGGACAUCUGCAGCCACCUGGCGCAGCACACGAGAGCCCUGCGAAUGUGAGCCAGGCAGGAGAGGACGCUCCACUGCAGGCUCCCACUCAAACAGCGAGCCCUUUACAUGCACCUACUGCUCAGGACCCAGCUGCAGCCAAUGCCAGUGUUCCCAUCAGCCUCGUCCUGAGACUGAGGAAUCCCAAGAAGGAACUCAAUGACAUCCGAUUUGAGUUCAUGUCUGGCAGAGAUUCUGCUGAUGGAGUUUCUCAAGAGUUGGUCUCAGCAGGUCUAGUUGAUGGGAGGGACUUAGUAAUUGUUGCUGCCAAUUUGCAAAAAAUUGUUGAUGAUCCUCACAGUAACAAAAAUGUGACUUUUAAAUUGGCGUCCGGCGUGGAGGAGUCUGAAAUCCCUGAUGAUGUUAAACUCAUUGGAUUUGCGCAGCUCAGCAUCAGUUAAGUCAAGUAAAGCCAGCAACAAAGGACAGAAACUAAUGGUAUUGCACAGCUGCAUUGUAGUCAAUUCCAAGAAACCACUACUGCCAAAGAGAGGAGGAAGAGGAAGAUUAUGAGGAAGAGGAAACGCGAGGCUGGCAGGAGUGUGACACUACUGCAGGAUGCAUGAGGACCACAUUGAGAAGAGGCUCAGUUCAUCACAGGAAUCACACUUGAAACGUUUACAGUGCGCUUAUACAGUAAAUGGGAGAAGAGAUGCAAUCAACUAUAUCAACUCCUUAUUUCUUUUUCUUUUUUUCUUCCUCUUCAUACAUAAGCACAAUCCAAACCAUCUCCUGCCAGUACUGGAAGUGAUUGCCUUUUUUAUUUUAUUUCUUUUUUUAAAAAUCAACUGUGCCACUAAACUCAUGAGUGUCAUGCCACCAUUAUAUGGCACUUUAUGCUACACUGAAAUUGAAAAGUGUAAAUUCAGCCUUAGUCAAACUAUAGAUUUUACCAGUGCUUUGGUGAAAAAUUGAGUCUAUUUGUGAUUAUUAGGUGUAUUCUGUGUACACCUAUACAAGAAAUUUAAGCAAAUCUCCCAUAACAGAUAACUUAUAAACACACUGUAGCAUAGUUUUAGUUUUGUAAUUCUGUAAAUUCAGAUGGAUUUUUACUUAAAAUGUAAGAAAACUAGCAGAUUCCUGUAUAAGGCAGCCCAAGGCGUGUGGUGGUUUUGUCAAAACAGAACCAAAGAGUUUGAUCUCUGACUGCACUGCUGAAACCAUUCAAAUCCACACAAAUCAACUGCAACUCAUCUGUCCCAUAACUGCAGUUACAACACUUUGUCAGAUGGUGAUUUCUCGAGGUAUUCAAAGACGGGAUUAUUUUCAGAUUCUUGUUCUAUGCAAUAGGUAUAUUCUUUUCACCUUAUGUGACCACUGGUUGCUGAUAAUAUUUCUCUUUGGUUGAAUAAAAGCACUUUUUGUGUUUGUACCUCACGGGGAGUUCAUGAAGUCAGCCAGCCAGACAGGCAGCUUAAAGAACCCGCAGUGAGAACUUACAUUUUCACAAGCAGUCAACAAAGUGAAUGCCAACAGACAGACACGGGUCAUUGCUGUCUUCUAUGUACCCUUGUCAGAGCUAACUUAGCCUGUUUACCGUUACUGAUCGAACAGCUGGGAUGAAUCCUGAAUGCUGGCUAUGGUUGUCGAACCUGGGGCUGCUUGUGUUACAGGCUGAGUGCUGAUGGACUUCUGUGGAGAGGUGUGCACGCUCAAAAACUGAAAAUGUUCUACCUAAUUGAAAUAAAGUUUCAAAGGGGCAGUUCAUCCAAAUUAAAAAAUAACAAAUAAAUAGAUUGUGUGGUAUUUAGCCAGGCAGAUAGUUUUGAUUGAAUUAGUUGGUUUUGAGGUGGUUUCUGCCUCCAGUAAUGCAAUGGAGGUAAAUGGUCCACGCCUUUAACCCAGACUGAAAUAAAUACACUAUUGUAUGGGUUGCUUUAAAAUCUUUAAUAUUUCGGGUGAAGUAACCCUUUAAACUUCUCCAGAGGCCAGUUAGUUUUAGUUUUCUUUGUCACUAGGCAAAUUGUUUUGACAGUACUGUAGUCUGUUUGCUUUCUAAACACUCACCAACGAAUCACUGUCAUCACUCCCAGUGUAGCUGUAUGGUUGUUUUGUACCCCGUGCAAAGGGCUGUGAAAUAGCUCCUAGUUCAGGUACUGAUGUAAAUGGUGUAUGUUAAGAUGUUGUAAAUGUACGUAUGAUGGCAACUCCAUGCACUGUCACACAAACAUCAUCAGGUUUGUAUGUAAUGAUGUCGAUGCAUUGACUUUAAGUGUACAUGUCAGAUAAAAGGAACAUUUUACUUGUAAAUAUUAAGGCAAACAGAUUGAGGCUCAUCAUAUUCGUUAGUGUUUUAUUUGUUUUGUAGUGUUUCCCACUGUUGGCCUUUGUCACAGCGUCACUAAUCAUGCACAAACUAUUUGUUCAAUUGGCACCUUAUUGAUCUGUUAACAUGCAUAUUUCUGGAAUUACAUGGGACUUAUAAUCACACACAGUGCUUGGAUGUCAUGACAUGCAUUUUUUUUCUCACUGACACCUGUCCAAGGUUAAUGGAUCAAAUGUCAUUUUAUUAAGACAGAUGGCACCUCUCUCCCUGUGUGCGUGUGUAUGUGUGAGAUUUUGGUGAUAAAAUGAUUGAUCAUCAAAGGCUCUGAGCUCAAUGUCAUUUAGAUUUUCUAAAUUUUUCCCUUUUAUUGUUUACUCAUUAAAAAAAAACAUUCUGCCUCUUUAUGGGGUCACUGAAUGAUUAGCAUUAAUUUAAUAAUUUGAUUGGCAAGUACCUUUUUCUUUUUUUAUUACAGAUCAUUACAUAUAUUUUUAAAAUAUGAUUUAUUAUAAAAAUGUGUAUGUCAACAAAUACAUAAUUUGAAGUGGAAUAUUUGUGAUAACAUACAAAAGAGAUUCCUUGACAUAUAGGUUACUGGAAAAUGUCAACACAUGCAGAUGAUUUUUAGUAGCUGAAUAAAGUCACAUGAUGCAAUUAAA
Messenger RNA from Dicentrarchus labrax (European seabass), 4252 nucleotides. It is a transcript of the gene oxsr1a, whose product is annotated as oxidative stress responsive kinase 1a. Gene Ontology annotation, molecular function: protein serine/threonine kinase activity; ATP binding. The transcript is spliced from 17 exons. Gene Ontology annotation, biological process: protein phosphorylation. The coding region runs from base 154 to 1728 and encodes 524 amino acids. Lineage: Eukaryota; Metazoa; Chordata; Actinopteri; Moronidae. The record is from RefSeq and is a predicted model, not a curated record.